UUCCACUCAACUCCAUCAAGUUCACUCACUUCGCUAUUUAUCUCCGAGAACCGGGGGAAAAUAAUAUUAUUUUUUUGACAAAUAUAUUAAUUUUAUACCGAUUAAUAAUAUUUAACGAUUCGUAAAGUUUACAUUCGUAUUACUCAUGUAGAUUAGUGAUAAUUACAGUAAUUUAUGCGCUAUCGAAAAUGUCAAAUGUUCCCGUAAUUUGUGAAUGGCCGUGUUUUUCGUAUGUCAAUAAAAAGUGUUUUGCCGUUCUAUUACAUUGAACUACGAUGUUGCUGCGAAAGAAUGCGAUGAUGGACACGAUCCAAUGGAGAAAAUGGUUUCUUUUGUUUAUAAUCACUCUGUGUCGAACGCUGGAUUCAAUCAAUGCACUAAAAUGCUACUGCAACAGCGAGACAUGCCCGAACAAUACAUGCGAGACAGACGGCUACUGCUAUGCUUCCACCAGCCUCGAGAAUGGUGUCCAGAAGUUCACUUUCCACUGUAUCGACCGCGUAUUAUUGAUACCGCCCGAGCACCCCUUCCGUUGCUCGACGCCGAAGACGAGAAAUGAGUCGGUUGCGAUCGAAUGUUGCAAAAGCGACAUGUGCAACAAGGGGCUGCGUCUGGAGCUUCAGCCUCUGCCGCCAGAGCCGACCGGGACGGCCACGGCGUGGCAGGUGAUCCCGUGGGUGAUGGGGUUGAUGGUGCUGGGCGUAUGCGCGGCCAUCAGCUUCUGGUGGGCCAAGCGCACGCGCAACGUGAUGAAGCGCGGCUCGCGGCCGCUGUUCCAGGGCGAGGACUCGCUGUGCGAGACGCGCCACCACCCGCUCAUGGGCACCGCCACCAUCCGCGACAUGAUCGAGCUCACCACCUCGGGCUCGGGAUCGGGUCUCCCGCUCCUGGUGCAGCGGUCCAUCGCCCGCCAGAUCCAGCUUGCCGACAUCAUCGGCAAGGGCCGCUUCGGCGAGGUGUGGCGCGGGCGCUGGCGCGGCGAGAACGUGGCCGUCAAGAUCUUCUCCUCGCGCGAGGAGUGCUCCUGGUUCCGCGAGGCAGAGAUCUACCAGACGGUGAUGCUGCGACACGAGAAUAUAUUGGGAUUCAUCGCUGCUGAUAACAAAGACAACGGCACGUGGACGCAGCUGUGGCUCAUCACGGACUACCACGAGAACGGCUCACUGUUCGACUUUCUGACUGCGCGCACCAUUGACUCGGCCACGCUCGUCAAGAUGGCGCUGUCCGUGGCCACCGGCCUGGCCCACCUGCACAUGGACAUCGUCGGCACUAAAGGCAAGCCGGCCAUCGCGCACCGCGACCUGAAGUCCAAGAACAUCCUGGUGAAGAGCAACCUGACCUGCGUGAUCGGGGACCUGGGGCUGGCCGUCCGCCACCACGUGGCCAGCGACUCGGUGGACGUGCCCUCCACCAACCGCGUGGGCACCAAGCGGUAUAUGGCCCCCGAGGUGCUGGACGAGUCGAUGGACACGCGGCAGUUCGACCCGUACAAGCGGUCGGACGUGUACUCGUUCGGGCUGGUGCUGUGGGAGAUGGCGCGCCGCUGCGGCGGGCUGCCCGACGAGUACCAGCCGCCGUACUACGACUGCGUGCCGCCCGACCCGUCGCUGGACGACAUGCGGCGCGUCGUGUGCACCGAGCAGCGUCGGCCCGUCGUGCCCAACCGCUGGCACUCGGAUCCGAUCCUCCUGGCGAUAUCGAAGGUGAUGAAGGAGUGUUGGUACCAAAAUCCGGCGGCGCGGCUGACGGCGCUGCGCAUCAAGAAGACUCUCGCCAACGUCGGCACGCCGGACUACAUCAAGCUGUAGGGUAUGUCGAUACUUAAGGCCCAUCGAGCAGCGGCACCGUCCUAUUGGUUUAAGUAUUCAACUUGCUACAAUUCAAAAAAACAGAUUUAAGCACUAGUUUAUAAGACAUGUAUAAAAUAUACAGUUUUUCGUCUAAUCAUCGAGUGAGAUUAUACAGAAACAAGCGAACGAUACAAGUUGUCUUUUAAGCGAUUAUCACACUGCACCGCGCUCCGUCGCGGUACGCGGGACGUCAGAUUUAAUCAUUGUAUGCAAGUACCUCAGUUUGUAUAUAAAACGCGCGGCACAACACACUGACAACGCGUCUGCGCGCGGGAUUCUUUAUACAGGGUGUUAGGUAAAUGGGUAUAUGAGCCGCGACACUAGCCCAUGUUAACAUGGUCAUAUAAAUGGUAUGGUGAAGUCUGGAAAUUGAUAUCUCCAUUUUAAUUAUUUUAUUUUUCAUACAAAUCGGAUUUUAUAACAUUUAUUUUGUAUGAAAAUUUAAAAAAUUAAGAUGAUGAUAUCAAUUUUCUGACUUCACCAUACCAUUUAUAUGCCCAUGUUAAUAUGGGCUAGUGUCGGCUCAUAUACCCAUUUACCUAACACCCUGUAUGUAGCCACGCGGACCGCGGCGGAGCGCGGUGCAGUGUGAUAAUCGUCUUAGGUUAUACCGGCGACAAUAUAACGGUGCCGCUUUUCUCAACCUCGGCUUAAUCGCUAGUGCUGUCCCGACUGUCGACGGUAUGCUCGAGUGGAAGGGUUCGACCGAGUUGCGGCUUCAUAGAUGUGCCUUUGUAAGUCUCGAAUCGAGAUGAAAUGAAAGAAGAUGAAAAAUCGGCGUUCGACACUCUCGAACGCCGAUCUUUUGUCACCGGCAUCAAAUAAUGUAGAUUAAAGUUAGAAACCUCAUAACGACGUCGCCAAAUUUUAAAUUAUGAACCGAUCCUCUUAAAUUCACCUAAAUGUGAUUUGUUUUGAUAUACGAAAUCUUGUAAAUCAACUAUCUUCGUUAGUCGAUAGUUUUGAUUAAAAUACGUAAGGUUUUCAAUAUAUUCUGGAAAUUAGUUGUUGGGACGUUUGCAAGUGACGUUUAAAAGUGAUUGAAUUGAUUUUUAUUGUAAUGGGAUACCGCCAUAUUGGAGUCGACGAGUGUGUAAUACCCUCGAUCAUGAACGCGGUCGGUACAACACUACUGAUGAGUGACGUCACUCCUACAGCUCGACACGUGUGCAGCUCUGAACCGUGGCUUUAUGAAAAGAGUUUGUAAAAUCAAGUAGAGAUCAUGUGUAAACGAAUCGUGAUUAUUUUAAUAUCUGAACCUUUAAAAUAUUUUAUAAUGACACAUAUCGUCCGGACUUAAAUUUAUGAACCGCAUACAUCGAGUUGGAGGAGAUACCGUCACUAAUGUAACUUUUGACUUUACAACUAUUCCUUUAGACCGCGCAAGAGGUCGAACUUUGAUGUACAAAAUUCUGCGUAAACGUCGAAAGUUACAAUCUUGCAAAGAUUACUUUACAAGAUAGCGAAAGAUGCGCUAUGAUGUGAAAUAAGCUUUGUUUACUCUUAAAAGAAGCAGUUUCUGGGCCCAUCAUGAUAUUACGUUUAACUUCUAACCGUAAAUUUUACGUACUGUAUAAUAUUUUCACAUUUUACAUAUAACCCCGAAUUCCCUCAUGAUAAUCGACGAUUCAUCGUUUACCCUUAGCCUAGGAUCGAGUCAUUAUAAAAGUAGUGGAGUGGUAUGAUGAUGGGUCCAGGGACAAGUCUGAUUCCAAAUUGGUAGCACGUCCUAACCCCACCCUACCUCUUAGGCUUAACUCGAGAUAUCGAAGGAGCAUUUGCCGCGGCCCGCGGUGUCGUAGCGCGACGUUUGUACUGUAUGUGGAACAUUGGACUAUGCGAUAUGGUGACAAUGUGUAACAACUUAUUUGCCAUAUACGGCAAGGUGCUUGGACUUGGCUAAUAUUACAGCGGUUGUUGGUGUCAAAAUUUCAUUAAAAAAAGAUAUUUUACUUAAGCCUUGAAAAAUAAUGAAAAUAAUAUCGCUCUUACUCUUUUGUUUAAGAUGUUUAUAUUUGUAAUGUUUUAAAAACUUAAAUCGAAGAAAUAAUUUUCUUUCCUUCUUUCUUUCUCUUGCUGAAAAUUUCAGUUUAUCCACCAAGAAUUCUAUUAGAUUAUUAUCUAAACAUUUCACGAUAACAUUUUGAUCGCGUCUGUUCUUGAAGCAAGACACUCCAAAAGCACAGUGUCUCAUGUACAGUACGAAUGUGGUCAGUAGUGAUAUUUUCACGUUACCAAGUACGUAGUUGUAGCUUUGUUAGAGUCGCGAUUAUGUCGAGCAUAAUAUAAAUAAAGACCGAGACACAUUUAUUUUUGUAAACUAUUGUUUUUCUGUGAUAUGUUAAGUCGCAGCGAUCUGUUUGGUUGCGAAUUCGGCAAGAGUUAUUUUAAGUUACUCUGGUAUACUUUAAGCUUGUUCUUGGUGCGGAUUCUGGUGUUAGUCCCCUGAAGCGAUGCGAAUUUAUUAGCGACACUGGCUGAAUGAUGUUUAGGUUUGACACUCGACAGUAAAAAGAAUAACGUACUUAGCCAAUUUGUGCUCGCAAGAGCCGACCUCGGUCGUCUCUGGUUGGUAAAUCGAAAGAUCUAUUGUGGCAAACCGAACCUCUUUGCCAUUUAUACUUUUUUUUAUUUAAUUUUUUUAAGAAUAAACCUGUUUUUUUGAUAGCUGUCUUGUAAGCAACGUCUCGAAAUUAAACGCGAAUAAUUUACUUGGAUAUUUUCGUAUAUUUUUCACUCCUUUACCUCUGAUCCCUCACUGUCCUCAACAUCUAUCCUGAAACAAUUGAAUUUUAACAUGAAUCUAUUCUCAGGAUAGGCUCAGCGUCAGCGAAAUCCUUCCUUAUGUAAACUUAAAUGGCUAGGAGCAAAAUGUUUGCUCGUGUAAUACUUCCCAUUUGAUAUCUAAGGACUACUCGAGACUCCGCACCGCUGUCCCAUCAAGUUGUGUCCGUGUCCACACUGUGUUACACCAAAUCUAUUGCUGUGUUAUGCGUACUCGUUUUAGGAACAUGCAGUGAAUCGAAAGUGAGUUAUUAAGAGAAAAAAAUAUAAAAUUUUAAGUCUGUUCAAAUUCGGAGUUAGAUUAUAAUGUUUUCACACGCAUCUUCGUAAGACGAGGGUUCCUGUACCUAUUGAAUUUUAUUGUUAAUUAAUGAUAAAUUAAUUAUGUACGUAAGAUGCUUUUGUAAGUUUAUUUUCUAAUGUAUUCUAUUCUAUCACACACACGUGCGAUUGUCAGAGGGACGGAUUGCAGACAAAUAAGUCCACGAAUAAAAUAUUUUUAAUGUUGCUUGUGGCAAUAAUACCAUGAUGUCCUAUAAGUGUUUAGGUCUUGUACGCACUAAAGACUUGCGUUCCUAUAUCUAAUACCUAUAGUCUUAAGGCCAGCAGGUUUUUGGGAGCACUCCCUAAAGAUCCGCCCUCUGCCCGCCGCGCGUGCCCCUAGCGUUAGUGAAGAUAUAAAUAUUUGAUCUAGUGUACAGCACACCUAUUUUCGUACUGUUCCUCUCGGAACCCUUCAUAGGUUUUUUAAAUUUGUACAUACAGAGGUCCUUCCUCACAUACGACUUAAUUUUUUGCAAGUAAGUCUUUGAUAAGCGAGUAGAUUUCGUACGUUUGUGUAAUGUUUUGUAUUUCUAGGAUUUACUUUUUAUUUAUUGGUAUAGUUACGGUGGUAGGCGCCGGCCUCGGCUAGUCCGUUACUGUUAGCGGCUUAGCGGAGCGACGGAAUAUGAGAACUGCUGGUUUCAAUGUGUACUGUAUUUAUGGAGCUAGUGUGCUCAGUACAAAUAAGAACUGUGUGGUUUAUAAAAAUAUAUUUAUUGAAUGCGCAUUCGCCACUUUACACAGCACACAUUGGCUCAGCAGCGAGCGAGGACAAAGCCUUUGCAGUCUAGUAUACAUCGUUAGAUAUAUGGAACCUCUUGAGGGUUCAACAGCUGUUCAAAUAUAGCGAAGUUUCUUUUCAAUUUGAACGGCUAGAUCAAGUCAGGACUUGUUUGAAAACGUUUGUGUAGCAAAAAAAACAGGCCCUAGUUUCGUGUACACUAACAGCCUGUAUACAACGCAGUUACUGAUAAGUAAUUGUUAAAAUAUAAAUGGAUUAGAGUGUAAAUAAUCAAAUUUUUAUAAGAGAAAAUAAUUAAAACCGAUCAAACAAAUUGGUUUUCCACGUUAUCCAAAUAAUAUACCUGUGAACAUCGAGAUCAGUGAGAAUUUAUAAAUCUUCCAAUAGGUUCGUGAUGAAUGUUAGAGAUAUACAAAUCAGCCACGUUCUCCGUUCCCGCCCGGUCUCUACUCUACGUUCGCUCGAUUCUUUGUGGCGUUGCUAUCGCGAUUUUGUUUACGAUCAGCGCCAUCUCGUAUAAGCUAUAAAAGCUGUGUGUAUCGCGCACAAUAGAUUUUAUGAAUAGCUUGCAAACGCGAUAGUAAUGUUACUAAUCUGAGUUUCCAUUAUGCUUUAAUAUCUACUCCCAUGACGACUGCGUUUUGGGAAUUCUGUAUUAAAAAGUAAUCUCUCCUGUCAUUAAGUACUUUGGUUAAUUAUUGACUUAAUGUCCUUAAUUAAUCUGAAUUUCGAUGACAGACAGAAUUAAAUCAAUAUUACUGCCCUCUUUGAAUGUAUAAUGUGGAGUAAGAUGCAUUAUUUCCACCAUUUGAUCAUUACUGUGCUCCGCUCUUGGUCGCUUGGGGGUCGAUAUUGAGGUCGUAAGAGAGAUUCUUGCGGUAUACAUAUUUUGAGUUUAAAACAUAGAUUAGCCUAACCCCCAUAGACUACAGUCACUGCCUUAAAUCUUCGCAUAGUAUAGUGCUCGCCAGUAGACAUCGGAGCUAAUAACAGAGUAUUAUAGUAAGGCCCUCCUUUCAAUGUCAUAUCUGGGACACGUCAGCGUUGUCUAUAAAUAAAUAAAUAAUAAUAAUAAAUAUCCUUGAACAUUUUACACUGCGCCGCUAGCCCCAAACUAAGCAAAGCUUGUACUAUGGGUACCAGACAACGGAUAUAAACAUACAUACUUUUUUUUGUAAAUACAUACAUACAUACAUAUUAUACAUAGAAAACACUCAGACCCGUCACAGAAAUUAAAAUUCAUCAUUUCAAUUUCUGCCCGGCCGGGAAUCGAACCCUGGACCUCUCGGCUUAGUAAAAAAUGUAUGUUUUCAAAAUAUGUAUAGCGUAAGAAUCAUCCGAUACCUUGACACACUUCGGUUAGUCGUAACGCUAGAUUAGCAAGUACAUUCAGUGACAGUUGACUUCAUAGACUGACGUACCGUAACCGCGGAGCCUGCCGCGCCGCCUCACUUGAACUGCAAGCAAUAUGCUUCCAUGUAAUACUUCCAUUUUUUAUGAUUCCUCAACGGAUAUUUAAAUCCUGAUUCUGUCAUUAUCGUCUUUUGUAACGUACUUGUAGAAAGUGUCGUUAAGCAGCCGCACCAUUUGUAAUGGCAAAAAGAACCAUUCUUGUGAUUUUGCUGUUGCGUUAUAAGAAGGCACUGCGCCGCAACAGUUGUUUAAUUCAGGAAUGAACUGAAUGUCAAUAUGUCCGAUGUGGCACGAGACAUCCUGUCGGAUAGAGGUGAGACUCGGCGCAGGCGGCUCCGUUCAGAUAGCAAUCAAGCAAUUUAUUACCUCAUUAGGCGCUUACGGUAUUGAAAUUUUAUAUUUGAAAGUUUUUGGGAUGUUCGCGUUUAGGCGAUUUAAAAUUUUAUUAAACAAAUCUUUAUUAUUACAAUGUAUUAGAAGCUGUUUUAUACGAACGUUAAGGCGGGCGCUUUGACAAAGAUGGCGGCCACUAAAAUAUUUUCGUGAUAAUGUCACACUUGUGAUCUUAUCUGGCUAUACUUAACUGUAUGCCUUAGACGAGGUACAAUUAUUAUUUAAGAUAUGUAGUAAAUGUAUCUCGCUACUUACAUUUGCUUCCAUGGUUCUACCUCACCUCGAAUGCGAAGACGAGCUCACGGACAAGUCGAUUCGGGCUUUAGUUAGCAAUCAAACGAUGGAGACACCGGAGUGUACAGCGUAAUCUUCUUUUACAAGUUCUGUCUUAUAAUAUAAAAUGUCUAUACAAAUUAUACAUAAAAUGUACUAUUUUUUAUUCUAUUUGUGCUUUUACGUCAUAUUACGCUAGUACAGUACACGAUCGAGGGUCACAAGACGGCACUGCUGUUUGUAUGCCGUUUGACAACGAACCAUUGUUAGAUGCCUCGACAUUUGACCCUCGAUCGGCUAGACAACGUUACGUAGAUAGUGUGUAAUUGGGUUGGGGGUUUUUGUCAAAGUGCCGUGUUACGAACAUAGAGCAAUAGCAUCGUACCUUUCUUUUGUUAUUACUUAAGUAUAUUGUUAUCGUGUUAAUUGGUGGUCAGGCGGAUAAAAUGGAGCUAUGACACGGAUAUGAUUUAAACCAAUAUAUACGUUCGGUUUGUGCCGUUAGAGUCCAAUAUAUGUUGUAAAGUUCGUGGCUAUAGUUCGCGCGGGCUAGCACCUCGCUGUCGAUGUACCUGGCGCAUGUCCCGUGGUUUACUGUUGCGUUGUGUCUGGUGCAAACUGGGUUGCGAUUAGUCGCACUACAUACAGUCAAUUCUUAACAGACUUAUAGAAAAGAGAUUAAACUAUUAAACAUAGCAAAUAGUAUGGUUAUAGCAUUCAGUUUCAUGGCUAGAUAGUUAUAUUCUAUUCAUACAACUACUUUGUCAAACGUGUCAAUUAAUUUAGUUUACUUUUAUUUUUCUUUGCGCACACAUUUGGAUAAAUCUAUCGAGAGUCGUAUACUACUUUACAUGCCGUCGGGAGUGCCGUAUUUGUAAAAUUUGACUGAACAAAUGAAUAUAUUUUUGUAUUUACUUUUAUGAUCUCACAGCUGUUUCAGAAGUUGCUAGACAUAAGAUUUGUAAUGAUCAAUUAACUGAUUAGUUUUAGACGAGUAUUAGACUUUCGAUAGGUUUACACUCGCAGAAAGUUAUUGAAAAAUAUUUUGAACUGUUUGAGCUAUGGCGUGGCGAGUCAAGGUACAUCCGACUUUACAAAUGAAGAAGCAAUAUUGUUAAAAACAUGUAUUUUGAGUAAAUUAUUCGUUAAACGUAAACAUACAUAAUUUAUGUCUAGAUUAAGUUAAGGUCUAGAUGUUUAGUCAAAGCAGCGACGCGGCGUGCGCGACGCAUGCUCAUGGCUGACUAUUUGCGAUGAACAUUAUUUGAGCAACGCCAAACCAAACUUAAAUAUUUAUCAUUCUUCAAUGCUUUAUAACGUACAAAAAUACUAAAUGUACAUACUUUUAUUAUUAUGAACAAUACAUUUUUAGCAAAUUGUCAUUCAUGUCGUUGCGUACGCCGACGCAGCACGCGGCCAUUGAAUAUUUACACGGUAACCAAUAGAAUCAUUCAUACCCUACCUACCUUCUUAUUUAUAAAAAUGUGCAAACGUUGUGAGCCUCGUUAUGAUUGCGAAGGGGUGUCAAGUGUUACCAGUGUAACAUACGAUGGCCUCCUGCUGCUUCCGAGCAAACUAUUAGACUGGUAUGUGAAUAAUGUACAAUUUUAUUGUAACUGAACUUUAAAUGUAAGGUACUAUUUUAUUAGAUCACUUCCUUUCACACCACAUACAAAAACUUUUCUGGUGGAGUAAUAAAAAAAACUUGUAAUAAUACUGUUCUUGAGAAAAAAAUCAAGUUUAAAAUAAAGUAGGACCUUUUUCAGGGCUCUGACAAUGAGGGCUUCGAUUGAGCUUCGCUUCAUUGCAGGUCUGUUCUCGUUGGCAGGUUCAUUUGUCGCACCUUCGACUCGCUCUGAAUCCGUUCAGAAGUCUUCAUUCGCACUAUUGAUAAGUUUAGUAAUAAAUUAACGGUAAAUGUAGCUUGAGUAUCUUUAAGGUAGGCUUUCUUACUUUUUGAUAUAGAGGACGCCACCUGUUGGCGACUCGGGGAAGUAUUACUGAAGGUCGAGACAUUUAAGCGUAGCUCGCAAUAUUAACGCGCAAUUUCUUUGUUAUAUACGCGUUAGAGGGAAUAGCAAUCAAACGACCGUUUAGCGAGUUAGCUCGUUUAUUACUGGCGAUCGCCGCCGCACGUCGGAGUGAGUGAGUGAACGAACGAUAACAAUACAGCUCACUUUAUCUUGGUUUUGCUCCAUACCAAAAAUGUUCCAUACCCUGUCCCCACUAUUCCAAAUAUUAUGUAUUUUAAUCCAUACAAACUCGUUUAUGAUAAUUUGACCUUGAACAAUAUUUUAGCAGGGUUGUAACAAUGCUCUAAAACGACGUUAAUAUUUAUAUCGUGUAUGCUAAGUAAAUGGUCGCUUCAUUUAUUGUCCUUUAUAUUCUUAACCAAUCAUGUUUCACGCUUAACUUAACGACAUUGAAGGUUUUCUACCAAGAAUGACCACCAUCCUUCCCGCCACAUUAUAGUAUCUCUGUUGAAAUGGACGAGGUCAGAACCGUUUGAUCUAUUUAUCUACAUCUUCUAUAUGAUACGUGUUAGAGAGCGGAAGGACAGCUUCAUGUGCGGGGACACUUCUCUACCUUCAGUAAUAACAGCGCAUGAGGAGUCGAAAGAAACUACAGAUUUAGAGUUAACUCGUGUUUUUUAAACACAUAUUACACAUUAAAUGAUUACCUGUCGGACGAGAUUAAUAUUUAGAUGUAAGCCACAUGGUUGGUGCGAUUCAAUGUACAAGCGUCGAACUUGGUUUGACUAACGAGCAAUACCACGAGGGUACAAGUAAUGUUUACGUUAACUGCAAUAAUGUUACGUUAUUUUGACAAAGGCAGCGUCAUAUCACAUGAUUGUGUACUAAUUUGGUGAUUUUUAUAAUAUUGUGUAAUUUGGUUUAAGUAUAUUAUAUUAUUAUACAACAUUAUUUAAACUAUCCCAUUGCGUAAGUUUUAUUAUUGUUUAUGGAAUGGACUCAUUGAUUAAAAUGGUUAUGGAGUGGACUCAUAAUUUAAUAUAAUAAAACAUGUGUUUUUAUAAAA
Messenger RNA from Ostrinia nubilalis (European corn borer), 10818 nucleotides. It is a transcript of the gene babo, whose product is annotated as TGF-beta receptor type-1. Gene Ontology annotation, cellular component: plasma membrane; activin receptor complex. Gene Ontology annotation, molecular function: activin receptor activity, type I; activin binding; ATP binding. Lineage: Eukaryota; Metazoa; Arthropoda; Insecta; Lepidoptera; Crambidae. Gene Ontology annotation, biological process: cellular response to growth factor stimulus; activin receptor signaling pathway; protein phosphorylation. The transcript is spliced from 9 exons. The record is from RefSeq and is a predicted model, not a curated record. The coding region runs from base 276 to 1808 and encodes 510 amino acids.